UGGUACCAGGCCGCAGGUGCCGCCGCUGCACUUCCGGGUGCUGUUGAAGGUGAGCCAGGGUCUCCGAGAACCCGCUUACAAUAUCGUCACCCCGAAGUAAGGGAACUACUCCCCAGCUCACAGCCUAGCGUGCCCUGUACCGGGGUCAGGUGUCCAGGCGGACGCCGUGUAGCCACCGGAGGAGGCAGAGCCUUCCACACGACUGGAUCCCGGCGAGGCCCAACCGGCUCUAGACCCCACGCCUCUGCCGUGCUGCGCGGGGUAGGUCGCGCCUCUGGUCUCCUGGCGAUCCUGGCUGUUCGGAAGCGGAGUGUGACUCCUCUCCUUCCUCCCCUCGGUCCGCUUCUGGUGGUGCCAGCAAUCCGGCCCGCAGGGUUUCUCUGCGGCUGCGAGCCCUGGCCACCCCAGGGGUGUUGAAACUGGCAAGGAUCGAAGAAACAGGCUAUCAGAGAGCAGUCUACCACUUGGAAUAAGUUUCCCUUGUGGACUGUGUUUUUUAUCAUUAGGAUUUCCUGGAGUACAUGUGCAAAUUCCUAUGCUCCACCCCCAAAGAUCCUGAUUUUCUAGAUCUGGGGUACUGCCUGGAAAUCAGCAUUUUUAGUAGCCAUUCCAGGUUGGUGCCCAUAGUCUACAGAUUUCACUUUCAGAAACACUGGUGUAACUGGUGGAGAGGAACGUCGUAUUGGUUUGACUAUGGAACUGUUUAUCUUCAGGAAGGUUUCCAAGAGGAAGUGAUUCUAGCCGGGCUUUGUACUGAGGCACCGGAAUAGCCAAUGGUUCUUGGCCCCACAGUGAUGAAUUCCUUCCCCGGCCACCACCAGGAUGCAGAAGAUCUCAGUGCUGCUCUUCCUGGUCUGGGUCUGCUUCCUCUUCUACGCGGGCAUUGCCCUCUUCACCAGUGGCUUUCUGCUCACCCGUUUGGAGCUCACCAACCAUAGCAGCUGCCAAGAGCCCCCUGGCCCUGGGUCCGUGCCAUGGGGGAGCCGAGGGGAGCCCGGGGCCUGCUGGAUGGCUUCCCGAUUCUCCCGGGUUGUGUUGGUGCUGAUAGAUGCUCUGCGAUUUGACUUCGUCCAGCCACAGCGCUCAUAUGUUCCUGGGGAGCCUUCUGUCUCCCUGCCCUUCCUGGGCAAACUGGGCUCCUUGCGGAGGAUCCUCGAGACUCAGCCCCACCAUGCCAGGCUCUACCAAUCUAAGGCUGAUCCCCCCACCACGACCAUGCAGCGCCUUAAGGCCCUCACCACUGGCUCGCUACCUACCUUUAUCGACGCUGGCAGUAACUUUGCCAGCUACGCCAUCAUGGAAGACAAUCUCAUUAAGCAGUUCACCAGUGCAGGAAGGCGUGUGGUCUUCAUGGGAGAUGAUACCUGGAAAGAUCUUUUUCCCGGAGUUUUCUCCCAAGCUUUCUUCUUCCCAUCCUUCAAUGUCAGAGACCUACACACAGUGGACAAUGGCAUCCUGGAACACCUCUACCCAACUAUGGACAGUGGUGAAUGGGACGUGCUGAUUGCUCACUUCCUGGGUGUGGAUCACUGUGGCCACAAGCAUGGCCCUCACCACCCUGAAAUGGCCAAGAAACUUAGCCAAAUGGACCAGGUGAUCCAAGGGGUUGUGGAGCAUCUGGAGAAUGACACACUGCUCGUGGUGAUUGGGGACCAUGGGAUGACCAAGAAUGGAGACCAUGGAGGCGACAGUGAGCUGGAGAUCUCGACUGCACUUUUUCUGUACAGUCCCACAGCCCUCUUCCCCGGGGCCCCACCAGAGGAGCCAAAGGUAGUUCCUCAAAUCAGCCUUGUACCUACACUGGCCCUGCUGUUGGGCCUGCCCAUCCCAUUUGGGAACAUCGGGGAGGUAAUAGCUGAGCUGUUCUCAGAGGUUGAAGACACCCAGCCUCACUCCUCAGCUCUGGCCCAAGCCACAGCUCUCCACCUCAAUGCCCAGCAGGUGUCCCGAUUUCUUCACACCUACUCAGCUGCUGCUCAAGACCUCCAAGUUAAGGAGCUUCAUCGGCUGCAUGACCUCUUCUCCAAGGCCUCUGCUGAGUACCAGCGGCUUCUACAGAGCCCCCAGGGGGCCGAGGCAGCACUCCAGACUGUGAUUACUGAGCUGCAGCAGUUCCUGCGGGGAGUUCGGGCCAUGUGCAUUGAGUCUUGGGCUCGUUUCUCUCUGGUCCACAUGGCCGGGGGUGCUGCUCUCUUGGCUGCUGCCUGCUUUCUCUGCCUGUUGGUAUCCCAGUGGGCAACAGCCCCAGGCUUCUGCCUCCACCUUCUCCUCCUAGUACCCAUGAUCUGGGGUCUGGCUGGGGUCGUAGUGUGUGCCGGACUCCUGGCAUGUGCUGGGCUGAAGCUGGAUCCAGUGGUUCUAGGGGCCAUGGCUGCAGUGGGCUCACUCCUGCCUUUUCUGUGGAAAGCCUGGGCUGGUUGGGGGUCCAAGAGGCCCCUGGCAGCCCUGCUUCCCAUCCCUGGGCCUGUCCUAUUACUCCUGCUCAUUCGCUUUGCUGCUUUAUUCUCUGACAGCUUUGUUGUAGCAGAGGCCAGAGCCACCCGCUUUCUUUUGGGCUCACUCAUCUUGCUCCUGGUUGCCCAGCUUCACUGGGAGGGCAAGCUGCUGCCACCUAAGCUAUUCACAACACCCCGCCUUGGCUUUUCAGCCCCAACAAGCCCCCCACGGCACAAUGGCAUGCAUGCCCUAGGGCUAGGAGUUGGGUUGCUUUUAUGUGUAAGGCUAGCUGGGCUUUUUCAUCGCUGCCCUGAAGAGACACCUGCUUGCCACUCCUCUCCCUGGCUGAGUCCCUUGGCAUCCAUUGUGAGUGGUCGAGCCAAAAAUUUGUGGUAUGGAGCUUGUGUGGGGGCGCUGGUGGCCCUGUUAGCUGCUGUGCGCCUAUGGCUUUGCCGCUAUGCUAAUCUCAAGAGCCCUGAGCCUUCUGUGCUCUUUGUGCGCUGGGGGCUGCCCCUAAUGGUCCUAGGCACUGCUGCCUACUGGGCAUUGGCAUCAGGGGCAGAUGAAGCACCCCCACGUCUCCGGGCCCUGGUUGCUGGUGCAUCAGUUGUGCUGCCUAGGGCAGUGGCAGGGUUGGCUGCUUCAGGGCUCAUGCUUUUGCUUUGGAGGCCGGUCACAGUGCUGGCGAAGCCUACAAUAGGUGCUCCAAGGACCAGGACUGUCCUCACUCCUUUCUCAGGCCCCCCUACUUCUCAGGCUGACCUGGAUUAUGUGGUUCCUCAAAUCUACCGACAUAUGCAGGAGGAGUUCCGGGGCCGGCUGGAGAGAAGCAAAUCUCAGGGCCCCCUAACUGUGGCUGCCUAUCAGUUGGGGAGCGUCUACUCAGCUGCUGUGGUCACGGCCCUCACCCUUUUGGUCUUCCCACUUCUGCUGUUGCACGUAGAGCGCAUAAGCCUUGUGUUCCUGCUUCUGUUUCUGCAGAGCUUCCUUCUACUGCAUCUGCUUGCUGCUGGGAUACACAUCACCACCCCUGGUCCUUUUACUGUGCCAUGGCAGUCAGUCUCUGCUUGGGCCCUCAUGGCCACACAGACCUUCUACUCCACGGGCCACCAGCCUGUCUUUCCAGCCAUCCAUUGGCACGCAGCCUUCGUGGGAUUCCCAGAGGGUCAUGGCUCCUCCACCUGGCUGCCUGCUUUGCUGGUGGGAGCCAACACCUUUGCCUCCCACCUCCUUUUUGCAGUAGGCUGCCCGUUGCUCCUGCUCUGGCCCUUCCUGUGUGAGAGUCAAGGGUCCCGGAAGAGGCGGCAGCCCCCAGGGAAUGAAUCUGAGGCCAGAGUCAGGCCUGAAGAGGAGGAGGAGCCACUGAUGGAGAUGCGGCUCCGGGAUGCCCCUCACCACUUCAACGUGGCGCUGCUGCAGCUGGGCCUCAAGUACCUCUUUGUCCUUGGUGUUCAGAUUCUGGCCUGUGCCUUGGCAGCCUCUGUCCUCCGCAGGCAUCUCAUGGUCUGGAAGGUGUUUGCCCCCAAGUUCAUUUUUGAGGCCAUGGGCUUCAUUGUGAGCAGCGUGGGACUUUUCCUGGGCCUAGCUUUGGUGAUGCGAGUGGAUGGUGCAGUAAGCUCCUGGUUCCGGCAGCUAGUUCUGGCCCAGCAGAGGUAGCCUAGGCUUGGAUGCUGGCUCCUGGCCAUGCGGAGAGCUGGAGAACAAUCUAGUCUGGCCUAUAUGGGUGCUGGAUCAUCUGCAAGAGAGACUCAGCCACAUCUCAUACCACCAAGCAGCAGGAGCUGCUAGCAUCUGGGACUUCAUUAUUUUAUAAUUAAAAAUCAUAGUGUGGCCUGAUCCCUAACUCUUGCUUUGGAUGCGUCUGAGGGACUGGGGGGUAGUCUCCAAAGUGGAAUAAAAUAAUAAAUAUGUGUGUCUGAGAUGUGGGGAGCCCCCACUGUCCUACAGGGACUAAUGGAGGGUCAGACUCCCUUCCUCCUGGGCACAGAUGGGAUCAGCCAUCUUCUGCAGACCUGGCUGCACCUGUAAACCUUUGGGAAGUGGUUGGAGUUGUGUGAAUUCACUUCUGCCAGCUCUUCAAAUCAUUGCUGCCAUUUUCCCACCUGCCAUUUUCCUUUGCCACGCAGCAUAUUAAAUUCUUAUGCUUUAACUGUUGACAGAGACAGCUGAAAAGACAAACCCAAGCAUCUUGGAGCACAGGCUUUCACUGUCUAAAGCCCCAAGAGGACUGUGUCUCCUCCUCUACUGUGUCCUUUCACUCCAGAACACCCUUUGCCCUUCACGUCUAUGGAGGCCUCCCUAGUUUUUCAGUCUAUGUUGCCUUUUAUCAGGCCUACUUGCCCAGCUUAAAGCAUCCACCUUAUCCCAUUGAUUAUUCCUAACUUGAAGCCAAAACUGAAUCCAAUGAUCCUUCUGCAUAUCUCAUGUGCCCUCUCUUCACUACUCCUGUGUCAUGUGGAAGUGCUAGCAUGAAAUCCCUGUGGAAAUGUCUAUUCAAGGAGUGGGGAAGAGGCUCUGAGGAGAAGGGUCAGGACUGGAGCUUGACGUUUGAGAGUACCCAGAACGAGGAGAUGAGACUACUGAACGAACAGACGUUAAAAUUGUGGGACAGUACCUACCUUUAUUUGGCAGGAGGAAGAAGAGAAGCUGAGUAGCAGUGAUUGUGAAGUAAAGGCAUUCACUGCAGUGGUAGCUAAAAGAAGAGUUCUAAUUAUUAUUGUUUUAUUAGUUUCAGGUGUACAAAACAAUGCACUAGUUAGAAAUUUAUACCCCUCACAAUCUGCUACGCCUCUGGAGUUCUAAUUAUUAAUGGCUAACAGUCCCUAGUGCUACAAAGGUCAAAUAGAAAGAUGAUGAAAGUGUGUACUGUUUCAGGCAAUUAGAAGAUAGGACAGUGGUGACUCUGGCAGGAAUAGGUUUAAUAAUGCAAGGGGGAAGUUAGGCCCUGGCUUGCCUGUAAAAUAAAUUCGAAAAAAGCUCCUUCCCCUUUCUCAAUCUGGUGGACACAACUCCCAAGCAUCAUUUAGUGAACAGACAGUGCCUUUGUGAGAAGAAGUAAAGAUCCUUUCUCCAUGUGUUGCAACCAUUGGAAGGACUGCAGACUCCAGUCCUUCAUCCUGUCCUCAGGAUCCCCCCUCCCCUGCUUUUUCUUUGCAGGAGCCCCCUUCCCUGGAGUUUAAGGAUAAUCUACUGAUCUGCCAACCACUGUUUCCUUUUCUACUGAUCUAUCUACAAUAUUCUUUUAGAGAAAGAUAUGUUAGCACAUUGAUUUACACUAAAAAUUCUUAUCCCUGCCUUUUGAUAUCAAAGAGCCCAUUCCAUACUAAUUUACGGUUUCUUUU
Messenger RNA from Rhinolophus ferrumequinum (greater horseshoe bat), 5777 nucleotides. RefSeq names its product phosphatidylinositol glycan anchor biosynthesis class O (gene PIGO). Gene Ontology annotation, biological process: GPI anchor biosynthetic process. Gene Ontology annotation, molecular function: mannose-ethanolamine phosphotransferase activity. The record is from RefSeq and is a predicted model, not a curated record. NCBI's taxonomy places the organism in Eukaryota, Metazoa, Chordata, Mammalia, Chiroptera, Rhinolophidae. Bases 823 to 4092 code for a protein of 1089 amino acids. Gene Ontology annotation, cellular component: endoplasmic reticulum membrane. The transcript is spliced from 10 exons.